Gloeophyllum trabeum ATCC 11539 is the source of this 1077-nucleotide messenger RNA. Its product is annotated as WD40 repeat-like protein. The record is from RefSeq and is a predicted model, not a curated record. Gene Ontology annotation, molecular function: protein binding. The coding region runs from base 1 to 1077 and encodes 358 amino acids. The transcript is spliced from 9 exons. Lineage: Eukaryota; Fungi; Basidiomycota; Agaricomycetes; Gloeophyllales; Gloeophyllaceae.
AUGCGACCGCCUAUCGACACCGAUUACCCUGCAGUCUCGGCAGAGUUUUGCCCUGCUCUGGGCUUUCGGAAUGUGUUAGCUUGUGGCACGUAUAGAUUACAGUCUGCAUCCGAAAGUACUUCCGGACGGUCAAAACAGACCAGAGUUGGCAGAUGCCUCAUUUAUAAAGUGCACACAGAAGGUGGCGAAGAUGAAUUGCUCGAACAGGUGCAGGACAUAGAAAUGCCUGGCAUCCUGGAUAUGAAAUGGUGUCAUCAACCAGAGGACUCCGCUGCUGUCCUCGGCAUAGCUGAUGCCGACGGAUUCAUCAGUCUACAUCAAUGGAAUUUAGAUGAAGGGCACUUGAAUAAGCUGCACUCCACUUCGCUAGGAGAGUCCGAUGCGCUCUGCCUAUCUCUGGAUUGGUCGAACCGUUGCUUCCCCUCACGCGAUUUAGGCUCUGUAGUGGUCUCCUUGUCCGACGGCACCCUCUCCAUCCUCAAACCGGAGAAUUCAACGGGCUUAGUGCAAGUCGAGUCAUGGUCCGCACAUGACUUCGAACCGUGGAUAGCUGCUUGGAAUUAUUGGGAUGACAACAUUAUAUAUUCAGGUGGCGACGACGCCAAGUUGAAGGGAUGGGACAUCAGACAAGGCUUCGAAAACUCUACGUUCGUGUACCAAAGGUUCGACGCCGGAGUCACCGCAAUCCAGAGUCACCCAUACGUCGAGCACCUUUAUGCAGUUGGGAGCUACGACUCUACUAUUCGUCUUUUCGACUCUCGUAAGCCCUUGCAACCCCUCCAGCGGGUAGACGUUGGGGGCGGGGUAUGGCGAGUGAAGUGGCACCCAUCUGCAGAGCGGAAACAUGACCUGCUAGCUGCGUGUAUGCACGAUGGCUUCAAGGUCCUCCACUUCGAGGAAGGUUCAGAGAGUGGAUUCGGGAGCGCAAGUAUUUCGAAACGGUAUGACGAGCAUGGGUCGCUAGCCUAUGGCGUGGAUUGGUGUUACUCACAAGACGGGAGAAGCAAGGAAGGACAGAGUACUCUGAUAGCCAGCUGCUCCUUCUACGACCAUUCUUUACACCUUUGGAGGGGAUGA